UUGGAGUUACUUGGCAUUCUGGGACACAAACAGUGGUCGGUAUGAAUAGCUUUAACAGCGACAACAGCAGCAGUUUACACCGUGGAAGGAAAGCAGCGAGAGAGGGACGACAACACCCAGCUACCAGAAAAAGAGCGAACUGGUUUUUCAUGUUCGGCUUCUGCAUCCUGUUCCUCGCUUUGUUGCCGGGGAGAUGCGGACGAGGAGGCCAUCUACGGCUGUUUAGUGUCUGAGACGCAAAGGUGGACUUUAUCCUCGCAGAGAGUUAUUUAACUUAGCUAACGACACGAGUAAGUUAGCCUUGCAGUGAUUUUUGCGCGUGUGUUAACGUUAGCUGGACGACAAUACUGGCGGAGUCUUAAAAGUUGAUGUCCUUGCACCACUUAAAUUUUAGUCAUCUCAUUCCAAAGAAGUGAGGGUUGUUUUGUCCCUGUCGCAUCUGCUCUGACAGCUCCCUCCAUCCGUUGACUCUUCGUUGUCCUGAGCUGAGGGGUGACAACUCUGAAUAUGGCGAGUGUGUCAGACAGAGACUACAAAACUGACACUUUUAAGUCACUAGACUGGCGCAAUUCCCAGCCAGUGUACCCAAGAUAAACGCUGUUAAACUGGAUAAUUCGUGUAAUGGACAAGGGGAGCGACGGGUAUUAUUUUUCUUUUUCUCACUGCACCUUUGCAUAGCAAUGGGUUGCACUGAUUAAGCCUGCUUCUCAAAGUUCAUAAAUACCUGCCUCUGUUGAACCUCAAAAAAUUGCUAUUCGUAGACAUGGACUUGCUCUGGAUGUAAAGACUGUCUUGGAUAUCUCAAACGUCACACUUGUCUCCAGGUCGGGCAGUUCAUCUGAGCCUUCCUGCUGGUCCCCAGAGCAUAUUUGAGGGCCAACAUGUCAAUGUCAGGGUCCACGACCGUGCAGCUUUUCACCAAGCUUGUCAAGCAUGCGGUGGGCAAGGCGCAGAUUCAGCUGAACCGCUGGCUGCAGAGGACUGCCACAGAUGAGUGUGACAAAAUUGACAUUCUGAUAUGCAGCGCCUUUGACGAGACAGGGGCUGGCUUAGGGAAGUCAGACGGAGACCCUGAUGUUACUAGUGCCACAGGGGGGACGACCUUCAGCAGCAGUGGAGAGUUCAGACACCCAUGCUGUAUCACCACCUUUUGCUUCAAGAGCGCCCUGCUGGCAUGCAUUCUGACUGCCGUGUGCUUCUCCUCGGUUGCCCUCGUGCGACAAUACCUCAAGGACCUCUUGCUCUGGGUGGAGAGCUUGGACAGCCUCGUUGGAGCCCUGCUGUUUAUAGUUGGUUUGAUUAUUGUGUCAUUCCCAUGUGGAUGGGGAUAUAUUGUUCUUAAUGUGGCAGCUGGCUACCUCUACGGCUUUGUGCUGGGCAUGGGACUAGUUAUGGUGGGAGUUUUAAUAGGGACCUUUGUGGCACAUCUGGUGUGCAAAAGACUAUUGACUGACUGGGUGCUGAACAAGGUCGGGAACAGCGAACAGUUAAGCGCUGUUAUACGAGUAGUGGAGGGAAGAAGUGGACUCAAAGUUGUGGCCUUAGCGAGACUCACGCCCAUACCGUUUGGGCUCCAAAAUGCAGUUUUCUCGAUCACAGACGUGUCCUUGCCAAACUACCUGGUGGCCUCCUCUGUGGGCCUGUUGCCCACUCAGCUUCUCAACUCCUACCUGGGCACCACGCUUCGCACCAUGGAGGACGUCAUCGCUGAGCAGAGUGUCAGUGGCUACUUUGUGUUCAGCCUGCAGAUCAUCAUCAGCAUCGGCCUGAUGUUCUAUGUCGUGCACCGGGCUCAGGUUGAGCUCAACGCAGCCAUUGCCGCCUGCCAGAUGGAGCUGAAGUCGUCACACAUGAACGGCUCUUCCACCAACCACUCUGGUUUCACCUACUGCAGCAAGAGGGCUACAGCUGGCAGCGGAAACUGCGUCAAUGUGGUGUGACAGCCGAUCGGCACACGAGGCAGUAAGUUCAUACGAUGUGUAGGACUGCAGAGCUUGAGGGAACACGCUGACUUCAGAUGGUGUCUGAAACAUGUUGGUGGCUUAUUAUUUUCAAUAUUGUGUUCUGACCACCCGUGAAAGCGUACGUCUUUAGUCGGUACGGUGUUUUAGAAUUGUGGGACCACGCACCUUUGAAGAAAGUACUAAUGAAAAUGGUUUUGCGGUUAAUCAUCUUGGGAGAUUUCGUUUUCGUUGGAAGUUUUUCUUAAAUUAUUUUCCUUAAGGUACUUCUUAACAUUUAAUCUGUUACAGGGGAUGUCAGUGAAAUGAUGAUGUUUAGAGAUAUCAAAGGUGGCUGAGUGAGUAAGUGAGUUAUUAAAAAAAGUAGCUCGUUAUUAACUGCCUGCUAACACGAUGAAUGUGCAAUCUGGAGCUUUCUAGAGAACCAAGGAAUUGUUUUUUCCAUGUCAACAGAAUGCCAGCCUAUGCACCUUUCUUUCAAACUACUUGUGUUUCUGUUUUACUUUAAGGGAUUUUAUGAUUUUUUUUUUUCAGCAUCAAGCGCUAAUUCGCGGUACAAUAAGGGCAUUAUUAAUAGUUUUGAAAGAUUUGGCUGUUUCGUCCGGUUCGUUUGUGUUCAAGUGUCUUAUUUUUGGACUAUCGAGAGAGGAGCAUUACCGGCCUCUCUGACUGUGUGAUUUCUGCUGGCUUACAACCACGUCAGCUGAAUUGGCCUUGUCUGCCCAGAGAUCAUUUUAGCGCUUCUGCAAUUUUGAUAAGAGCAGCUGGAGAGGAGAGCAGAUUUCACAGCAGGAGACUCAGGAAUGUUUCUGCCAGGAAAGUUGAAGUGCGGCGUGAUCAGCUCCUCGGCAGCACAGCCACAUGUUCUGCUACAGGACGAUUCCCACACCGAACUGAAACUGAGAUGUCAAGCUUUCCUGUUAAUGUUUAUGUUUCUCUUUGAGCUGUUUUACAUUUAUGUUUUGCAUUUUUAUUUGGUUGUGAGAUUAUCCAUUAGGGUUAUUACAUAGUUUUUUGCUUAAAAUGGUAGUCAUGGCAAUUUCGUGCAAUAGGAUCACUGGAGGGAAAAAAAAUGGCAUGAAUGUCACAUUUCAGUGCUGAAACCAAACUAAUCAGAAAUGCUCUCGUGCAUACAAAAUAACACAAACCUAAGUCUGUGUUUAAGGUUUUACUUACAUUAUAGAUGAGUAAGCUAGAUAAAAUGAAGAGGCUGUUAUUUUUUUAUGUGCCAUAGUUUGAUAAAGCUUAUCAGACGCCAUGACACUGGCCCCACCUGAGCUGAGGCUACAUGUGACUUAUGACUUAUUUUAUUACUUAAAGUUGCUGGUAAUUCUAGAAAUGAUCUGUGAACAGUUUUUUGUGUUUUAACUCUUAAUAAUACAACAACAAAGCUCUCGUGCUGUAGAUUCUUUUGCACAGUCCACUACAACAAACAAAACAUUAUUUUCAUACAGAAGUGAACCUGGGAAGGGGUUUGGUUGGUCGAAAGUUGAAACUGAUGUGUCUCAGAAGCUGACAAUCAAACACAACAUGGACACUAAGUGAUGAAUGUGAUAAUACUUUUUAUUUUUACAUGAAUUAUUGCGAUGCUGCUCCUCAGACAAAGUCUGAUUGAGGAAUAAUAAGGGCUCCUAUAUGAAAUAUCCAUCUUUAUAUCCCUGUAUUUGUUCACAAAAGCCUGUUUUGAAAUACUGGCACAACUUUUUGUUAAUCAUUUUAAUUUUUGUACUGCUGUUUUGUUUUUUGUUUUUUUGUCUUCAAAGCCAGAUUUGAUAUUCUCCCAAACACAUUCCACACUGUCAGUCCUCUGAAAACUGUACUUAUAUUCGUGUUAGUUGAAAGGGCCCCUUCCUGUGUGAAUUUAGCAAUAAUGUUUGAAAGCAAAAAAAUAAAUAAAUAAAUAUAUAUAUAUGUAUAAAAGAAGUCCCACCAAUAAGACCUUUAGCAAAGUGUUGGGAAUAGCUGUUUACUACCAGUGUUAAAGAUUCUCUUUAAAAGUGAACAAAAACUGCAUUUGAGUCGUUAGUCGAUCCAUGUUCCACCGUAAGGUUGAGUAUCAAUAUUCCCACGUUUGAGUUACAGUGCUCCUGUUACCUCUCGCUGCCUCCGAUGGACAUUUACAUGCUGCCACUGAUGUGGACACAGACAACUGAAAUAAAAUUUGUAGCGCCCUCUUUGAAGUGUCCCUAAACCUAUUGAUCGCUUACCGGUGUUGAGCAAUCAGCCUCUCAUCCCUGUCUCCUCAAAAUCUUUUGAGUCCCACCCUGACAUUUUUCCAGUUUCUUACUUGAAUUGGGACUUUACUUAGAGAGAGAGGAGUGCAUUUUAUGGUUGCAAAAUUCAUAAAGUAUGCUCACUACUCCCACUUUUUAAAGGCGUGGAAAUUACUCUCUCUUAUUCUCGGUUCCAGAUGAGACAAUGUUGUAAAUACCCCGGUCUUUUUACCUGACAGCAGUGACAUAUUUUAGGACGUGUCCCUGCCCUCCAAACAAAGUGUGAUUCAGUGAAGCUGUCCUGUUCAGAUGUGGAAAAAGGAGAUACACCGUGUUUAAUGCAAAAAAAUCAAGCACCAGUACAUGAAACUUUAUGGGUCACCGUGGACACACUUCUUAAUUUAUUCUCUCAACUGGGAUUUUAAAAACUUGACGUUGUGGGAAAUGAACAGUAAAGGCUUUGGUUCUUCCUAGGUGGGCUCUACUUAACUUAGAUAUAGUUAUGCAACAACUGAUUCCUAAGGGAAGUAUAUUUCAUAGACACCCACACAAGACCUGCACACCUGGACUUUUCUCGAGGAGUACAGUGUGAUAUCACUUAAAUGAUUGACUCAAGGGUCUAGUUCGGUGCUAUGAAAUGCAGUACUUCCCAUCUGUAUCAAGUGCAUUAAACAUAUGCUGUAUUUUGUAAUACAGAGGAUUUUACAGUGUAUAAAUGUUGAUAUUUAUCGCUGUAUGAUGCUUGUUCAGUGUUAUUUAUGAGAGAGAAAAUAAAAUCUGCUCAACUUUGUAACAAAA
Scatophagus argus is the source of this 4972-nucleotide messenger RNA. RefSeq names its product transmembrane protein 64 (gene tmem64). The coding region runs from base 882 to 1940 and encodes 352 amino acids. The transcript has 3 exons. Lineage: Eukaryota; Metazoa; Chordata; Actinopteri; Scatophagidae. The record is from RefSeq and is a predicted model, not a curated record.